This is a messenger RNA of Drosophila erecta, 513 nucleotides long. RefSeq names its product acanthoscurrin-1. Lineage: Eukaryota; Metazoa; Arthropoda; Insecta; Diptera; Drosophilidae. The transcript has 2 exons. Bases 42 to 437 code for a protein of 131 amino acids. The record is from RefSeq and is a predicted model, not a curated record.
GUGGCUAAGCAAGUCAGUCACAUUUACGACGAACUAGAAACAUGGUCAAAAUUAGCUGUUCGCUGGUGGUGCUCCUUUCGCUUUGCGCUUGUUCAUACGCUCAAUAUGAAUAUCCACAGCAGCGACCUUCGCCGGGAACUGGAGCUCAGCCUACUGGUGGGCAAGUAGACAAUCGCAUCCUUGGCAAUCUCCUCGGUGGAGGAGGCGGUGGCGGUGGAGGACUCUUCGGCAAUUUGUUGGGCGGCCUUUUCGGUGGCAACCGUCCGCAGCCCCAGCCCUACCCAGUGCCAGUUCCGGCAUAUGGGGGCGGUUUCGGCGGUGGAUACCCACUUGGAGGAGGCGGCUAUACGGGCGGUCUGCCUGGCGGUUAUCCUGGUGGCUUUGGCGGAGGCUUCGGUGGCGGCUACGGCAAUCCAUACGGUGGAUAUUAUGGCUAAGACCACUAUUUGUGGAGGUCCAAACGUAUUAUUUGAUUUAUAAGUUGUUGACAUUGAGUAUUAAAUUUAAUUCAUG